CAUGGCCGCUGGUCUCUCCAUCGUCUCGCAGAAGUUCGGCGGCUUCAGGGGGGUAGACCUAGCCCGCGUCCUCGCCUCCCGCUCCUUCGAGUAUGCGCCCAAGGUCGUGAAGUACUUCGUGCUUCUACUCUUCUUGGUGAACGUUCGCUCGUGGCCGUUGGCUUGGCAUUUCUACGUCUGGCGACCCGUCUUCCAGCUUCGCGGAAGGUACUAUCUUCAUACGCUGAGGCACUCUCUUUCGCCCGCACGGAUACGUCAGCAGAAGAAGCUGGAAUGGUUGGAGAAUUUGUCGCCGGUGGGCAGGAACCCGUUCGACCUGACGGUAACAUACCACACCUGGGCCGGUCCGGAUGACUGCGACUUCAAUCUACACUUGAGCAACUCUUCGUAUCCAAAGCAUCUUGACGGCGCGCGUUUCAAGCUUGCUUUGCAACUGAGCCCGACGUUCUUCCGUACUGGGGGUUGGAUGGGGCUUGGAGCUACGCACUUUACGUUCCUGCGUGAGAUUCCCAUGUUCUCUCGUUAUGAGAUGCGCGCGAGCAUCCUGAGCUGGGACAGCAAAUGGAUCUUCGUAGCGACUCGCUUCGUGACAAAGCCGAAGAAGGGUAAAGUGAAGGCGAAGAAAGCCGUCGCGCCUCCAUCUUCGUCCGGCAGCCCGUCUGCUGAUGGUGCCCCCAACGCCUCCCUCCACACCGCGACCGGCGUGGUCUCUGGCACAGCAACCCCGCAAGUCGUCAACGGCACCAACGGUAACCCGAACCUCGCCUCGCUCGCAGCGCAGAUCGUUGACCGCCCCGAGCCCGACGGCGCGACGGUCCAUUGCCUCGCCAUUUCCGAGGUCGUCGGCAAAAUCGGGCGCAUCACCGUGCCCCCCGGACUCAUCCUCGCCGUUGACGGCUUCUCGCGCGCGCCCGACGUCCCGGGCGCGCAGGCGUGGUCGCACGCGAACCCGCCGCCGCACUGGGAGACCGUGCGGAAGCUGCGGGGACAUGCAAGCCCUGACGGUAGUGCGAAGAAGGGUUCGUUGACGGUCUUGCGCGACUUCUACACCGGUCGGUGGCGCGAGGUGCCUGAGGGCGAGCGGUGGUGGGAGGAUGCGCUUGGCGGGGAGGUCGAGGAGCGCAGGUUGCGCGGCCUGGGGUGUAUGCAGGCUUUGAGGAAGGGCGUUGAGGAGGCGAGGACCAUAUGAGGCUCUGCUCUUCGAGUCCUUCGCCCCGCCCGCCAUAGUAGCUUGGCUACAAGUGUCUGAGGCGAGGUCUAACGUCACGGAUAUUCAUAGAUCAUCAUAGAGGUAUCACAUCAUAUAGAGGUAUCGAAUUAACUAGCAUUGUCCUAAUGUACUCGAGCUUUGCGUCCGUGUAUGGAGCUAAGUUAUAUG
Dichomitus squalens LYAD-421 SS1 is the source of this 1378-nucleotide messenger RNA. RefSeq lists its product as uncharacterized. Lineage: Eukaryota; Fungi; Basidiomycota; Agaricomycetes; Polyporales; Polyporaceae. The transcript has 7 exons. The record is from RefSeq and is a predicted model, not a curated record. The annotation marks the transcript as partial.